Molecule: messenger RNA, 1550 nt
Organism: Carlito syrichta (Philippine tarsier)
Lineage: Eukaryota; Metazoa; Chordata; Mammalia; Primates; Tarsiidae
Gene: CCNB2
Product: cyclin B2
Exons: 9
Coding region: 189-1385 (398 amino acids)
Biological process (GO): regulation of cyclin-dependent protein serine/threonine kinase activity; mitotic cell cycle phase transition
Cellular component (GO): cyclin-dependent protein kinase holoenzyme complex; nucleus; cytoplasm
Molecular function (GO): cyclin-dependent protein serine/threonine kinase regulator activity
Source: RefSeq, a predicted model, not a curated record
GUGCGCAGUGCCGCCCAAUGAGACGCAGGCCGCGCGGUAUUUGAAUCGGAACAAGGCGACUUCGCCAAAGAUCCCAGCGCUGCGGGUCCGGAGUGCAGUCCUAACGGCGCCGCGGACCCUACUGCCUUCCUACCCCCGUCCGCGUCCGUUCCUGGGCCGGGCUGGCACUCUUGCCUUCCCUGUCCCUCAUGGCGCUGCUCCGACGCCCGACGGUGUCCGGUGAUUUGGAGAAUAUUGACACAGGAGUUAAUUCUAAAGCUAAGAGACAUGUGACUUUUAGACGAGCUGUUUUAGAAGAAAUUGGAAAUAGAGUUACAACCAGAGCAGCACACAUACCUAAGAAAACUCAGAACACCAAAGUACCAGUACAAUCCACCAAAACAGCAAAUGUCAACAAACAACUGAAACCUACUGCCUCUGUGAAACCAGUACAGCUGGAAAUGUUGGCUUCAAAGGAUCCUUCUCCCACACCUGAGGAUGUCUCCAUGAAGGAAGAGAACCUCUGCCAAGCUUUCUCUGAUGCUUUGCUCUGCAAGAUAGAGGAUAUUGAUAAUGAAGAUUCGGAGAACCCUCAGCUCUGCAGUGACUACGUGAAGGAUAUCUACCAGUACCUCAGGCAGUUGGAGGUUUCGCAAUCCAUUAACCCACAUUUCUUAGAUGGAAGAGAUAUAAACGGACGUAUGCGUGCCAUCCUGGUGGACUGGCUGGUGCAAGUCCACUCCAAGUUCAGGCUUCUGCAGGAGACUCUGUACAUGUGUGUUGCCAUCAUGGAUCGGUUUUUACAGGCUCAGCCAGUCUCCCGUAAGAAGCUUCAGCUGGUGGGGAUUACUGCUCUGCUCUUGGCUUCCAAGUAUGAGGAGAUGUUUUCUCCAAAUAUUGAAGACUUCGUUUACAUCACAGACAAUGCUUAUACCAGUUCCCAAAUUCGAGAAAUGGAAACUUCAAUCUUGAAAGAACUGAAAUUUGAGUUGGGUCGACCCUUGCCACUACACUUCUUAAGGCGGGCAUCGAAAGCUGGGGAGGUCGAUGUUGAACAGCACACUUUAGCCAAAUAUUUGAUGGAGCUGACUCUUAUUGACUAUGACAUGGUGCAUUAUCACCCUUCUAUGGUAGCUGCAGCUGCUUCCUGCUUGUCUCAGAAGGUUCUAGGCCAAGGAAAAUGGAACUUAAAGCAGCAGUAUUAUACAGGAUAUACAGAGGAUGAAGUACUGGAUGUCAUGCAGCACAUGGCCAAAAACGUGGUAAAAGUCAAUGAAAACCUAACUAAAUUCAUCGCCAUCAAGAAUAAGUAUGCAAGCAGCAAACUCCUGAAGAUCAGCACCAUCCCCCAGCUGAACUCCAAAGCCAUCAAAGACCUGGCCUCCCCUCUCAUGGGAAGGUCCUAGGCUGCCGUGGUCUCGGGAUGAGUGCUUCCUUCAUGGACUUUUUCCUCUAGUUUGGAACUCUUGAUUUUAUAUAUAGUCCUCUGAUCUGUUUACGAAACCUCUUCCCAGACAGAUUUUCUAAAUGUAUAUUCAGGAAAAAUAAAGCUAUUGAUUUUUCUUAAAGUA